AUGGGAAAAAUUGAUGAAUUAAUAAAAAAAAUCGAUAAUUCCGAUGCCAAAAAAUAUAUUGAAUAUUUAAUUAAAGCAGAUCAAACCGAUCUUAUAAAUCAUGAAGGCUUAAAUGAAGAAAAUAUUUUUGAUAUCAUUAAACAAAUUAAAGAAUUUGAAAAAGAAUAUCCUGGUGGAUUAAUUAAAUAUGUAGAAAAAGCAAAAAGACUUUUUAAACAAUCACAAAAUGAAGUUGAUAAAUAUGCAAAUUAUAUAAUAGACCAUCCCGAUAAUAUAGUAAAAAUAAAAUUCCAUUUGAAAGAAUUAUUAUUUCAAGAUGAUACAAGUAAUAAAUUAAUAGAUAUAUAUUCUCCCCAAAACUGUGAAUUAAUUAAUUAUGAAAAAAAUUUAAAGGAAUUUGAAUUGUCUAAUUUUAACAAUAAUUCACAUGUUAUUGAUAUAAAGAAUAAAUCUAAAUAUUUGGAUAAAAAUGUGACUUUACCAAUAAAUAUAUCAUUAUUAGAAAAUAAUAAUAUUUCUGAUACAGUAUAUGAAAAUAAAUGGAUAUUAAAUAAUACAUUUUAUUUCAAUAGAGAUAAUUUUAAAAAAGGAAAAAAACAUUAUAAAGAGCUUAACGAAAUAUGCCCCAAAAAAUGCAAAACAGAAUAUGAAAAUAAUGAAAUAGAAGGGGAUAAUAUAGAAUUGAAUAUUUCAUCUAUUGAAAAAUUUCUUUAUUAUGAAAAAAUAGGGUUAGAAUAUAUUGAUAAGGUUUGUUUCAUUUUAUUAGCAGGAGGAUUAGGAGAAAGAUUAAAUUAUAAUGAUAUAAAAUUAAAAUUAUUAACUAGUAUAAUAUCCGAAAAAAGCUAUAUUGAAUAUUAUUGUAAUUAUUUAAAAAGCUUUCAAGAUUUUAUUAAAAAACAUAAAAAUAAAGAAAUGGAUAUACCCUUUAUAAUUAUGUUAUCUGAUGAUACUUAUGAAAGUACAGUAAAUUUUUUAGAAGAUAAUAAUUAUUUUUCUUUAAAAAAAAAACAAAUAUAUUUAUUAAAACAAAGAAAUGUUUUAUGCUUUAAAAAUAAUAAAUCUCAUUUAGAUUAUAUAUAUAAAAAUAAUACUUUUUAUUUGUCCAAAAAACCUCAUGGGCAUGGAGAUAUACAUACAUUAAUUAAAAAACAUAUACACUUAGAUGAUUUCAUUCAAAAGGGAUAUAACUAUUUAUAUUUUUUUCAGGAUACAAAUGCUUUAGCAAUAAAGGUUUUAUUUGUUUGUUUGGGUGUAUCUAUAGAAAAGCAAUUGCAUAUGAAUUUUUUAGCUAUAUCUCGAAAGCCUGGUGAAGAAAUAGGAACAAUAUGUAAAUUAACAAAUUGUGGAAAAACUAUAGAUGUUGUAAAUAUAGAAUACAAUAUUUUUGAAUCAAUACUAAAAAAUAUAUCAAAAAAAGAUCUUGUUGAUAAAGAUGGGUGGUCAUUAUACUCAGGUAAUACUAAUUCCUUGAUAUUUGAAAUACGAAAAUAUAAUGAAAUAUUAAAAAAAACAAAUGGAAUAGUACCAGAAUAUAUCAACCCAAAAUAUUCUGAUGAUACUAAACAAAAUUUUGUAAGUCCAGCACGAAUCGAAUGUAUGAUGCAGGAUUUUGUAUAUUUGUAUUUUUCUCAAAAUUGUAGCCAAUCAAAUGAAAAUGGCCAAACAAAUAAAAAUGGGCAAGCAAAUAAAAAUGGGCAAGCAAAUGAAAAUGGCCAAGCAAAUGAAAAUGGGCAAGCAAAUAAAAAUGGCCAAACAAAUAAAAAUGACCAAACAAAUAAAAAUGACCAAGCAAAUAAAAAUGACCAAGCAAAUGAAAAUGACCAAGCAAAUGAAAAUGGCCAAACAAAUAAAAAUGAAUGUGAGAAUAGUAGUAAAGUGGGUGUAACUGAAUUAAACCGAUUUUUAUGCUUUUCAGCAGUAAAAAAUAACAAAAUUAAUGCAAAAAAAAAAAUUCAAAACAAUAUACACCCAGAAUGUAUAUAUAGUGCAGAAGCUGAUUUAUAUUAUAGCAAUUGUGCUUUUAUAGAAUUAGCAUGUAUAUAUAAUAAAAAAAAUAAUAAUUUAGAAAAGAUGGGAAUUCAAAUUUUGAAUGGAACCCCAUAUAUUAUGCCACCUAAAGUAUUAAUUGAACCACAGUUUGCUUUUACAUUAACACAGCUAAUAAACAAAAUAAAAGGAAACAUAACCAUAAAGAAUAAUUCUACUUUAUGGAUAAAAUCCGAUGCAAUUAUUACAAAUUUAUAUUUAGAUGGUGCAUUAAUUAUUGAAAACACUAAUAAAGAGCCAAAUAAUAGUCCUAUUAUAUUGGAAGAAAAUUUGUAUAUAAAAAAUCAAGGAUUCCAAAUAGUAGAGCACCUUGAAAAAUCCAAAAAUAUUUCUGAAAAUUCAGAUAUAAGGGAUUAUAAAUUAGUGAAAAGAGCUGUUCUUGUGAUAAGUAGUUGA
This is a messenger RNA of Plasmodium yoelii, 2442 nucleotides long. RefSeq lists its product as uncharacterized. Gene Ontology annotation, biological process: UDP-N-acetylglucosamine biosynthetic process. The transcript has a single exon. The record is from RefSeq and is a predicted model, not a curated record. The coding region runs from base 1 to 2442 and encodes 813 amino acids. Gene Ontology annotation, molecular function: UDP-N-acetylglucosamine diphosphorylase activity. Lineage: Eukaryota; Apicomplexa; Aconoidasida; Haemosporida; Plasmodiidae.